AUGGACGAGGAGGCAGUGGUGCCGGAUACCGGCCGGGUGAUCAUUCACUUUGACGUCGACGCAAUGUAUGCCCAAGCCGAGGAGGUGCGGAACCCCUCGCUGCGCGGCAGGCCGCUGGGCGUCACCCAAAAGUACCUGAUCGUCACCUGCAACUACCCGGCACGCAGCCACGGGGUCACCAAGCUGAUGGGUGUGGCAGAGGCACAGAGGCGCUGCCCACACAUCGUUUUGGUCAGCGGCGAGGACCUGACGCCGUACCGGGCAGCUUCCAAGCAGAUACUCGCGGUCCUGAAGCGAUACGGUACCGCCGAGAAGCUGGGCCUGGACGAGAUAUUUGUAGAUGCCACACCAGAGGCCCAGCGGCGGCUGGCGGCGCUCGCGCGUAGCGGCUGUGAGCUGCCCGCCUGGCAGGGCCACGUGCACUUGAGUGGGACGGAGCUGGUGCAGGACAGCAGGCACCGUCCCAUGGACCUCCGAGCCGUGGCAGCAGGCCAGGCCCCGGCGGCAGGGGGCGCAGCCGCCAGCUGCGGCGCGGCAGGCGCGGGCGGCAGCGGCGGCAACAGCUGGGAGGCGCUGCUGCGCAUCGGCUCCGUGAUUGCCGCCGAGGCGCGGGCGGCUGUGCGCUCCGAGGCGGGCUACCGGACCUCUGCGGGGGUGGCGUGCAACAAAACGCUGGCCAAACUCUGCAGCGGCCUGCACAAGCCUGAUGACCAGACCGUGCUGCCGCCGCCCGAGGGCGCGGCCUUUGUGGCGCCGCUGCCCGUGCGGGCGCUGCCGGGCGUGGGCUACAAGAUGGAGCAGGCCCUGACGGCAGCAGGCCUAGCUACCGCCGCCGACCUCCGCGCGCUGACCCGCCACCAGCUGAUGCAGCGCUUUGGCGAGCGCUCAGGCGCAUUCCUGCAUGCCGCCUGCCGCGGCAAGGACCCCAGCCCGGUGCAGGAGCGGGGGCCACCCAAAUCGGUGACAGUAGAGGACUCGUUCAAGACCUGCCGCGGCUUGGCGGCUGUGGAGAAGGACAGCAGGCGGCGGCCUGCCACGCUGACGGUGGCAGCCAUAGCGGCAGCAGCCUUGGGGCUGCUGCGGCGGAGCCUGCUGGAGCCUUUCGACCUCAGCCUGAUCAACCUGGGGGCCACAGCUUUCAGCGAGGGGCCAGCAGGCGCAGGUGCGGCGGCCGGCACCCGCAACAUCGCUGAAAUGUUUGCCGCAGGACGUACGGCAGCUGCAGGAGCGGCUGCAGCGGCUGCAGCUACCGCGGGUGUGUCAGAGGCUGCCAGCCAGGAGCCGCCUGCCGCCCAGGCCGCCCCGUCUCCUCAGAAUCAGCCAGCGACGAUGCUGGCCUACAGCAGGGCAGCUGCAGAGGCUAGCGCGCAGCAGCGGCGCAGCUACAGCACAGCACCACUGCAGGCCCCGCUGCUGUCCAAGAGGGCUGAGAGGCAGCUGCGGGAGCAGAGCGCUCAGCUGCUGCAGCAGCAGCAGGCUCAUGGGCCACCGCCUGCCUCGCCGCAAGCCUUACAGCAGCAGCCUCAUCAUGGAAGUUUUGGGUUUGGGUUUGAUGGGCAGCACGAUGAGGAGGGCGACGAUGCCAGCAUGUGGGCCGACCUGCAGGACCUGGCAGCCUGGCGCAGCGACAGCGGCAGGCGGCACAGCCCAAAGCUGGCGGCAGCUGGGCUGGCUGGAGGCGAAGUGCGCUGCGACGUUGGCUUGGCGCAGCAGCAGGGUGCCGUUGCAGCACCGCCGGCGGGCUCGGUGGCUGUUCAGCAGGGCAAGCAGGAGCCAGGGGAAGCUGGGGAGCAGGAGGCAGGAGCACCGCAGGCCAAGCAGGCGCGACUGCCUCUUGCCAGCAAGCCGGCCACAUACCGGAAUGCCGAAGCGCUGGCAAUUCAGGAGCUGUUUUUUUAUGGGGGCAGCAGCAAGGAGCGGGCGAGCCUGGAGCUUGCGCUGCAGCUGCAGCAGGAGGAGGUGCAGGCAGCGGCGGCAGCCCGCAAGCGAGACGUGCCGCCAGCUGGCGGCGCCGGCAGGCAGCACAAGCAGCGGCGCGGUGGCAGGGGGCCGCUGGAUGCCUUUUUCAGCUGCAAGGGCUGA
Messenger RNA from Chlorella variabilis, 2082 nucleotides. RefSeq lists its product as hypothetical. Gene Ontology annotation, biological process: DNA repair. NCBI's taxonomy places the organism in Eukaryota, Viridiplantae, Chlorophyta, Trebouxiophyceae, Chlorellales, Chlorellaceae. Bases 1 to 2082 code for a protein of 693 amino acids. The transcript has 11 exons. The record is from RefSeq and is a predicted model, not a curated record.